AUGACGACUGGAUUCGAUGGAGGAACGGAGUUCUAUCAGGUGGUAUUUGAGCCCUGUAUAGCCCCAACCCAUCGUGUUUCACCUGGGGACACGAAAAUCCCACAGGGAGCAUGGCAAGAAGAAGAGUCACUGGAGGUGUACAGAAGAAAAAGGACCCAAAGGUCGUUACACGUUCCUUCAGUCCCUUGCUCACUGAUCUUAAUUUUUACCUCUAGUUGCAGGCCAACGGAAGGUGCACCGGAAAUCGUUCGUUUCGUGAAACGACAUCCGAGGUGCGCUGAGGAAAUCUACGAAACGGUGCAACCUCGACGUGAUGGUCGAAAAGAAAUCAUUCUUCUCGAGCCUGUUCAAAUCUGCGACCAUCCUCCUGAUAAUCUCUAUGACGACUAUUCUCUUUACAGAAUGGAAGAGUAUGUCGACGCGAGCAGUAGGGUUGAACCCGACACAAAACGAUCCAAAGAACAGUUGUCUCAUAGAGAGAUCAUCACCAAAACGAUGCAAUGGCUAGAACAUGGGGAGAUCUGUACCCGUGAGAAGGAGCCUGUUCUUUACACGUUGACGAAAAGCGAAAAGGAGCAGGAGACACGUGGUAUAAGUGAAAAAGAAGAGGAACCCGUUCUGGAGUAUCUUUCUCCAGCGAAAGAGGUCGAAGAGUACUCUCUCGUUCAGGAAAGUCAUGAGCAAAUGCAUAAAGAUGUCGAGACGACAAGCAUCCGAGAUCGUGUUAGCGCGACUCCUACUCCAUUCGAAGUCUGCCCUUAUCGUCCACCUCUAGCUGCUGAUGAAACUGCCAGUCGUGAAGAUGUUUCAGGGAGAGCUCCUUCUAGAAACGGACUGGAGACUCCAUAUCGUCAUGGCGAAAGGGAAGCAGAGCUCACAGCCGAAACACCUAUACUGGAUCGUACCAUCUACUAUGAACGUGAAGUCGUUCAAGGCGAGAAGACCCCGGAUAGAGGGAGUCGGCAUCCAUCACGUCAAACACUCGAUGUCGAUGAUGAGAUCUCUCAGACAAAUCGAAGAGUGGAUAGCGUGCUUCAGGAAUAUGGCCCCGCUGCACCUCGCAGUCCUCAACCAUCAGUUCAGAGCUCUGUUCAGGAACGAAGAGUUGAGGAACGGCGCAGUUUCGAAGAAAAGAUGUCUUCGAAAAGAGAGCACAUCAAAAGAGUCGAGCGCUCACUGGAACCACCCAAAGCACAUUCGGAAAAGCGAGGCUCAUUCGCUGCAGCGGAAACUGGCCCACAAAGAUCCAGGGAUUCCAGUUAUGUAUCAGAUUAUAGGAAAUAUGAGCGCUCUACAUUCGGUAUGUUGCAUAGGAGGAUGAUUGCAUUUUUCGCUUUCAAAUAUUCGGCUUCCUACAGACCACCAUCUCGUCCACUUUCAGAUGCUCGGAGCACUCAUACAGUUUCAGAUCGCUCCGGUCACAGCCAAUAUGGUCGUCAAAGAGACGGUAUUCGCGAACAUGAAAAAACCCUGAUGCAUGAACGGAAAACUNCGCGAGAUGUACCCAUUUAUACACACGCACCACCUCGUCACGAUGAACCACCACCUCGACGUAUUUCUACAUCUCAUGCCGGUGCACCUCCUUAUCGAAAAGAUGUCGACGGGGAUCGUCGCCCUCCGAUCACUGAAAUCAUAACAACAGAACGAUUUGAAAGAAUCGAAAGAGUUCGACGACGAUUCCCUGCCACAUCUGUCUAA
Messenger RNA from Haemonchus placei, 1698 nucleotides. Lineage: Eukaryota; Metazoa; Nematoda; Chromadorea; Rhabditida; Trichostrongylidae. The record is from the annotation of a GenBank genome assembly.